AUGUACUCCAAAUUCAUCCUCCCAUCUUUGAUGCUCGUAGCACAGGCUCUUGCCCAUCAGAAUCUACAUCAAUUCUGGGUUAAUGGCGUCACACCGGGUUACCAAGUUGGUAUCCGUAUGCCUCCUUCGAACAGCCCAGUCACCGACGUAACAAGCGCUGAUAUCGCCUGCAACGUCAACGGCUCCAAUGGUGCGAACGUCGCCGUCAUCAACGCCAGCGCCGGAGACACAAUCGAAGUUCAAUGGGACACAUCCGGCCACCCCGGUCCAAUCGUCCACUCCCUCCAAGGACCCCUCUCCUCCGCCAAAUCCGCGUCUGGAGUAGGCGACUGGUUCAAAAUCCAAGAACAGAACUACGUCAACGGCAAAUGGGCCAACGAAGUCAUGUUAGCCAACGCCGGAAAAUUCUCCUUCAAACUCCCUUCCAACCUCGCCAGCGGAGAAUACCUCCUCCGUUCCGAAAUGUUGGCCCUUCACGCUUCUCAAACCCUAGACGGCGCUCAAUUCUACAUCGGAUGCAUGCAAUUGAAGAUCACGGGUCCCGGUGGAAAUUGCUCUCCAACUUACAAGUUGCCGGGUGCUUAUAAGGCUACUGAUAACAACAUCUACGUUUCUGACUUCUAUUACGGAUUCGUACCGGAGACUUAUAGCGCUCCUGGCCCUGCUGUUGCCACUUGCGUCGGUGGUGGUGGUCAACAGACUACUCUUGCCACUACCACCAGGGCUGCUACCACCGCUGCCACUACCACCAGAGCCUCAAGCACUACUACCACUGUCAGGACUACCACCCCAGCCGCUACCACCCCAGCUACCACCGCCAGAACAUCCACUACCACCACAAGAGCCGCAACCACCAGCGCUUCCUCUGGUACUGGAGCACCACUUUACGGACAGUGCGGAGGCCAAGGCUGGACAGGACCAACCACUUGCGCAUCAGGAACUUGCAAACCCUCCAACGAAUGGUACUCCCAGUGCCUAUAA
This is a messenger RNA of Orbilia oligospora ATCC 24927, 981 nucleotides long. RefSeq lists its product as uncharacterized. Bases 1 to 981 code for a protein of 326 amino acids. The record is from RefSeq and is a predicted model, not a curated record. Gene Ontology annotation, cellular component: extracellular region. NCBI's taxonomy places the organism in Eukaryota, Fungi, Ascomycota, Orbiliomycetes, Orbiliales, Orbiliaceae. The transcript is spliced from 4 exons. Gene Ontology annotation, molecular function: cellulose binding. Gene Ontology annotation, biological process: carbohydrate metabolic process.